AAGUGGGUAUUGCUUGAGAAGCAGCAAAAUCAAAAAACAUGGGGUCUCCAAUGGCCUCUUUCAUUGCCACCCUUUUAGUGGUAUCUGUCUCUCUACUCUUGCCAUCGGAAACCUCAGCAGACUACCCUUACUACUCUCCACCUCCCAAGAAAUCUCCACCACCACCUGUUCACUAUCCACCUUACCACUACAAAUCUCCUCCACCCCCUCCUCCAGUUUACUCUCCUCCACCACCCAAGAAACCUUACAAGUACAAGUCCCCUCCACCUCCUCCACCAGUUUACAAGUACAAAUCUCCUCCACCCCCACCACCCAAGAAACACUAUAAGUACAAGUCCCCUCCACCUCCUCCACCAGUUUACAAAUAUAAAUCUCCUCCACCACCCCAUAAGCCUUACAAGUACAAGUCUCCCCCACCACCUCCUCCGGUCUAUAAGUACAAGUCUCCACCCCCACCACCCCCAGUGCACAAGCCACCACCCUACAAGUACAAGUCUCCACCCCCACCACCCCCAGUGCACAAGCCACCACCCUACAAGUACAAGUCUCCCCCACCACCUCCUCCAGUCUAUAAGUACAAGUCUCCUCCGCCACCUCCGCCAGUCUACAAAUAUAAGUCUCCACCACCACCAAAAAAACCCUACAAGUACAAGUCUCCCCCACCACCUCCUCCAGUCUACAAAUAUAAGUCUCCGCCACCACCCCCACCAAAGAAGCCUUACAAGUAUAAGUCUCCUCCACCACCUCCUUACAAGUAUAAGUCUCCUCCACCACCACCACCAGUCCACAAGCCACCACCACACUACCCCUAUGCAUCUCCACCUCCUCCCCACCACUACUAGACUAUGCACGCAGUUUCAUACAUAUUUUCAAGUGUUUAAUUUAGGAAACGGAGCAAUGACAGAAAUCCAAUGGAUUCUUGCAGGGAAGGAAUGCGACAAUAAAGAAAGAGAUUGAAGAGAAAGAAAGCGAGUUUCCGCGAUUGUUGUAGGAUAUUCUCUCUCUUUUUAGAAGAAGGAAUAAAGGCGUGCAUGUUUUAGGAUAAAAGUGUGCAAUCAUUUCAUGUAUUGGAUAAAUUGUAGCUACUGGUCCUGUUGAAAACAAUUUAUAUUAUAUUUGUACUUUUCAAUCUGUUAUCAAAUGAAGGGUUUGUUAUAUUUGCCAAAAUAAAAUACAUUUCUUUAAAUUAA
Molecule: messenger RNA, 1190 nt
Organism: Hevea brasiliensis (rubber tree)
Lineage: Eukaryota; Viridiplantae; Streptophyta; Magnoliopsida; Malpighiales; Euphorbiaceae
Product: extensin
Exons: 2
Coding region: 39-842 (267 amino acids)
Source: RefSeq, a predicted model, not a curated record